Molecule: messenger RNA, 1647 nt
Organism: Trichoderma atroviride IMI 206040
Lineage: Eukaryota; Fungi; Ascomycota; Sordariomycetes; Hypocreales; Hypocreaceae
Source: RefSeq, a predicted model, not a curated record
CGUGCUGCAAUGGCUUCAGCAGGAGAUGCUCGGCUCAUGAAGUCGACCAAAUUCCCUGCCGAGUUUAGCCAGAAGGUUGACAUGCAAAAGGUCAAUCUCCAGGUUAUAAAAAAGUUUGUCACUGGGUCCCCAUACGAUGUUGUGAUCGAGCUGUGUUUCAAUUUGAUCGAGGGACCUAGACACCCCGACAUCAAAUCGCUUCAGAUACAGCUUACGGGAUUUUUGGAUAAAGAGACUGCGCCAUUCUGCAAGGAGCUAUGGAAAUUGCUGUUAAGCGCUCAAGGCAACCCGCAGGGCGUACCCAAAGAGCUGCUAGAGGCCAAGAAACUUGAGCUGAUGCAGGAAAAGAUUGAGGCAGAUAAAGCUGCUGAAACUGCCAGAAAGCGCCGCGAAGACUCCGACCGUCGUGACCGAGAAGUUACAGAGUUGAAAGAUCGAGAUCGCCGAGACCGAGCAAACGACAGGGGCGGUCGACCGGGCCGCCGUGGAGAUCGAGCUUCCGAGGGCCGUGGGAGAGGAGGUCAUGGUUGGAAUGCAAACAGAUCACGUUCUCCCGAAACUCGACACCGUGCUUCCGGGGACUCGUAUCGUCGGGAUAGCUAUGUGCCUCCAAAUCGCAGCGGCCGGGGGCGCGAUCGUGGCUGGGCGCGACGGCGAAGCCGCUCGCCAUCUGAGUCAGCGUCUGAGCGAUCGCGUUCUCGAAGCAGCAGCAUGUCUCGCAGCGACCGGGGCUCAAGAAGUCCUCCACGGCGCAAAGGCGGCCCCGGUCGUUACAGAGAUUCAAGAAAAAGAUCUAGGUCCCCUCGCGGAGAUGCUUAUCGACCAAGACGGCAAUCGCGCAACGGUAGAGAUCGUCGUGACGCUCGAAAUCGACGCUCAGCUUCCUCAGAGCGCGCCUCACCUCCACCAAAGCGAAGACGGCAGUCUGCCUCCAGGAGUCGGUCAGUCGAGCGACGAAGACGUUACUCGGCGACUCCAUCCUCUCGUUCGCGGAGUCCUUCGGAAGCGCGUAGCCGCAGUCCGGUCCGUCGACGCAAUCGAUCCAUGGAUAGCCCCCGGUCAAACUCGCCUCCAAAGCGCCGACGAGAACGCCGAAGAGGUGGCGGCGCUCAUGAGUCUGGGUCGGAUAAUGACAACGGACGCCGCCGCCGUAAUAAUCGUCGCCGUAACGAUAAUGAAGCCUCAGCAAAGGGCAAGGAAUCUGAAAGGCUGAGACGCAAUAGCUCUUCUGCGCCCUCGUCUCCGUCAAAUCAUGGCAAGCUAGCUGAUACUUUGGAAGAUGAAUCACGUGCUCCGAACCCUUAGCUACCCCUAAACAGCUAUUGACAGCUCGAGAUCAUCAAACGAUAUAAAGCUCACUACUCCAAAGACAGCCGUGCCAGAGAGUUUUCCCAAGUGAGCUCUUGUAAAGAGAGAUUAAGCAGAUGAGAACCUUUGAUACUGGCAUAGAACAACAGCUGAGGCUAACUGCUGCUAAAGCACCCGUCUCCAGAAAAAGAAGAAGAAAAUGGCACUCAUACUUGCUUAGCAAGCAUGAAUGAGCCGAAAAGAACCUGGUUAGCUCUACCAAAGUACACGUUGGAAAGAAAAAGCGAUGCCUGUUUGUAACUGCACCUGGACCAGUAUUAAUAAGUAGUAGCCCUCUAC